AUGACAAUCGGCACUGGUAAAUUUGAGCGAAUGACAAAAGAAGAAAAAAUACGUUUCUGUCAAGAUCUUAUUAAAAAAGCUGCUAAUUUAACAAAAUCACCAGCUAUUAAUGAUAUUUAUUCGACAGAAAAUACACCUACUCUUAGUGAUAUACAUUCAAAAAGUAAAUCAAAUCAACAACCUAUUUCUGUUAAUGAUACUUCAACUUAUAAUGGAACUCCAAAAUCACAUUCAACUAAACGAAGAACAUCAAAAUCUUCGAUAAAAUCAUCCACAUCACAUACAGUUGAUUAG
Rotaria sp. Silwood2 is the source of this 294-nucleotide messenger RNA. The record is from the annotation of a GenBank genome assembly. NCBI's taxonomy places the organism in Eukaryota, Metazoa, Rotifera, Eurotatoria, Philodinida, Philodinidae.